GGCUAGGAUAUAACCGGGUAGGAUUAUUUAAAUAGGAUCACUUCGACCACCCAGCUACUUCAAUCUCACAUCAUUUUCAAGAUUGCACUGACGAGACGAAACUACAAUUCUGACGCGGCUGUGACGUUAUAAAUUUAUAAAUGUAGACUUAAAUUUUGCAUUGUGGAGAGGCGGUUAUUGUGCUUAUCGUCUUUUUUAUUAUAUUAUUCUUCAAGUAAACACGAAGUGUAUUGAUAUUUCCGUGAAAAGCAGGUCAAGACAAUCACCAUGGCUGCCGACCCUGCCAGAGAAAAGGCGCUGCAGGAUUACAGGAAGAAAUUGAUGGAACACAGAGAAGUGGAAGGCCGCCUCAAAGAGAUGCGCGAACAGCUCAAGGAACUUACCAAGGAGUAUGACAAAUCGGAGAACGAUCUGAAAGCACUGCAGAGCGUGGGACAGAUCGUCGGCGAGGUUCUCAAACAGCUCACCGAGGAUAAAUUCAUCGUGAAGGCGACCAACGGUCCGCGGUACGUGGUCGGCUGCCGGCGACAGCUGGACAAGACCAAACUGAAGUCGGGCACGCGCGUGGCGCUCGACAUGACCACGCUGACCAUCAUGCGGUACCUGCCACGCGAGGUGGACCCCAUGGUGUACAACAUGUCGCACGAGGACCCCGGCAACGUCACCUACAGCAGCGUCGGCGGUCUCGGGGAGCAGAUCCGAGAGCUACGCGAGGUGAUCGAGCUGCCCCUGAUGAACCCGGAGCUGUUUAUCCGUGUGGGUAUCACCCCGCCCAAAGGAUGUCUGCUCUACGGGCCGCCCGGCACCGGCAAAACGCUGCUGGCGCGCGCUGUGGCCGCCCAGCUGGAUGCCAACUUCCUCAAGGUGGUAUCGAGUGCCAUCGUCGACAAGUACAUCGGCGAGUCGGCACGUCUGAUCCGCGAGAUGUUCAACUACGCCAAGGACCACCAGCCGUGCAUCAUCUUCAUGGACGAGAUCGACGCCAUCGGCGGCAGGAGGUUUUCGGAGGGCACCUCAGCCGAUCGUGAGAUCCAGCGGACUCUGAUGGAGCUGCUCAACCAGAUGGACGGAUUCGACUCGCUCGGACAGGUGAAGAUGAUCAUGGCCACUAACCGUCCGGACACUCUGGACCCGGCCCUGCUGCGACCCGGCCGACUCGACAGGAAGAUCGAGAUCCCGCUGCCCAACGAGCAGGCCCGGCUGGAUAUUCUGAAGAUCCACGCCGGCCCCAUCACCAAACACGGCGAUAUCGAUUACGAGGCCGUGGUGAAGCUGUCGGAUGGCUUUAACGGCGCCGAUCUGCGGAACGUGUGCACAGAGGCGGGCCUGUUCGCCAUCCGCGCCGAGCGCGAGUACGUCAUCGACGAGGACUUCAUGAAGGCUGUCAGGAAGGUGGCCGAUAACAAGAAGCUGGAGAGCAAGCUCGACUACAAACCCGUCUAGGGUGGGUGGGGAUGGUAAAAUAGAGGUAUCGGUCAUCUCAGUUGUCUUCGUCAUCCUUCGGUGAGGCAGUGUUUGUAAACUGUGGCUUGGGAUGGCGGUAUUUGAGUACCCAGCUGAGGUGCUUGGGUUCAUUUGCAGUCCGACACCGUUAUAACCGCUGAAGAGCCUUUCCAGAAGCGGCCGCUGAGCAGACACACGGCCGUGACUCUGCCGCUGUACAUAUUCAGACUGCUGGCGUGUUUCUGACGUCAAGCACCGUUGUGUUUCGAGCCGCCGCCUGCCGGUCGAGCGACCACCUACCGGCUGCAACCACUUCUCAUGUCGACAAAUAAACUGACACGAUCGGAA
Molecule: messenger RNA, 1791 nt
Organism: Amphibalanus amphitrite
Lineage: Eukaryota; Metazoa; Arthropoda; Thecostraca; Balanomorpha; Balanidae
Gene: Rpt4
Product: 26S proteasome regulatory subunit 10B
Exons: 9
Coding region: 268-1443 (391 amino acids)
Biological process (GO): positive regulation of RNA polymerase II transcription preinitiation complex assembly
Cellular component (GO): cytosolic proteasome complex; proteasome regulatory particle, base subcomplex
Molecular function (GO): proteasome-activating activity; ATP binding; ATP hydrolysis activity
Source: RefSeq, a predicted model, not a curated record